GCCCGCGGAGCCGGAGGAGGCGGAGCUGGAGCUGUCCCGGCUCCCGAGCGGGGAAGCAGCCGAAGGGGCGGCGCGGCGGCGGGGGAGGCUAGCAGGCGGUGCCUGCAGCGCCGGGAGAGCGGCGCCGUGGGGUGGGCGCUCCCGGCGAGAGGUGUCCGCUCCAUGCGUGCUGGCCCAGCCCGGCCCCUGCGAGCCGCAGACAUGAAGAAAGACGUGCGGAUCCUGCUGGUGGGAGAACCUAGAGUUGGGAAGACAUCACUGAUUAUGUCUCUGGUCAGUGAAGAAUUCCCAGAAGAGGUUCCUCCCCGGGCAGAAGAAAUUACCAUUCCAGCUGAUGUCACCCCUGAGAGAGUUCCAACACACAUCGUAGAUUACUCAGAAGCAGAACAGAGUGAUGAACAGCUUCAUCAAGAGAUAUCACAGGCUAAUGUCAUCUGCAUAGUUUAUGCAGUUAACAACAAACAUUCUAUUGAUAAGGUAACAAGUCGAUGGAUUCCUCUCAUAAACGAAAGAACGGACAAAGACAGCAGGUUGCCUUUGAUACUGGUUGGGAACAAAUCUGAUCUAGUGGAAUAUAGUAGUAUGGAGACCAUCCUUCCCAUUAUGAACCAGUACACAGAAAUAGAAACCUGUGUGGAGUGUUCAGCAAAAAACCUGAAGAACAUAUCAGAGCUCUUUUAUUAUGCACAGAAAGCUGUUCUUCAUCCUACUGGGCCCCUGUACUGCCCAGAGGAGAAGGAGAUGAAACCAGCCUGUAUAAAAGCCCUCACUCGUAUAUUUAAAAUAUCUGAUCAAGAUAAUGAUGGCACUCUCAAUGAUGCUGAACUCAACUUCUUUCAGAGAAUUUGUUUCAAUACUCCAUUAGCUCCCCAAGCUCUGGAAGAUGUCAAGAAUGUAGUCCGGAAACAUAUAAGUGAUGGUGUGGCUGACAGUGGAUUGACAUUGAAAGGUUUUCUAUUUUUACACACACUUUUUAUCCAGAGAGGGAGACACGAAACUACUUGGACUGUGCUUCGACGAUUUGGUUAUGAUGAUGAUCUGGAUUUGACACCCGAGUAUUUAUUCCCUUUGUUAAAAAUACCUCCUGAUUGCACUACUGAAUUAAAUCAUCAUGCGUAUUUGUUUCUCCAGAGCACCUUUGACAAACAUGAUUUGGAUAGAGACUGUGCUUUGUCACCUGAUGAGCUUAAAGAUUUGUUUAAAGUUUUUCCUUACAUACCUUGGGGACCAGAUGUGAAUAACACAGUUUGUACAAAUGAAAGAGGCUGGAUAACUUACCAGGGAUUUCUUUCCCAGUGGACGCUCACGACCUACUUAGACGUCCAGCGAUGCCUAGAGUAUUUGGGCUAUCUAGGCUAUUCUAUAUUGACUGAGCAAGAGUCUCAAGCUUCAGCCAUUACAGUAACAAGAGAUAAAAAGAUAGACCUUCAGAAAAAACAGACUCAAAGAAAUGUGUUCAGAUGUAAUGUGAUUGGGAUGAAAAACUCUGGGAAAAGUGGAGUCCUUCAGGCUCUUCUUGGAAGAAACUUAAUGAGACAGAAGAAAAUUCGUGAUGAUCAUAAAUCCUACUAUGCGAUUAACACUGUUUAUGUAUAUGGACAAGAGAAAUACUUGUUGUUGCAUGAUAUCUCAGAGUCGGAAUUUCUGACUGAGGCUGAGAUCAUUUGUGAUGUUGUGUGCCUGGUAUAUGACGUCAGUAAUCCCAAAUCCUUUGAAUACUGUGCUAGGAUUUUUAAGCAACACUUCAUGGACAGCAGAAUACCUUGCUUAAUCAUAGCUGCAAAAUCAGACCUACAUGAAGUUAAACAAGACUAUAGUAUUUCACCUGCUGAUUUCUGCAGGAAACACAAAAUGCCUCCACCACAAGCCUUCACUUGCAAUACUGCUGAUGCACCCAGUAAAGAUAUCUUUGUUAAAUUGACAACAAUGGCCAUGUACCCCCAUGCCCGGUUACGCUGUAUGUGCACCUGCAACAGGUGUACAUUUUGCAUCUGUCAGAACUUCCUCAACUCAGACUUGCUGCAAUCUGUAAAGAACAAAAUCUUCACUGCAGUUCUUAACAGUUUUAGUUCUGCCCUUUAGAACAACAUACGACUAUUCUACUCCCUCUUCAACAUAGCAAUCCAUCAGACAUUUGAAGACGGCCAUCAUGUCUCCCCUAAUUUUCUCUUCUCCAGGUAGAACAUCCCCAUUUCUUUCAGCCUUUUCUUAAAUUAGAUGGUUUAGUGACCUCACCAGUCCUGAUUGUCCGCAGCUGUGAAAGCCCUUUUGGUUUUCAGAGUUCCUCUUAAAAGAGGUGCCACUGAGAAUGGAGAGCAGUGCUCUAGGUGUGAUGGGGCUGGUCCAGAACAGUGGGUAGUCAUGUUCCACAGUUAGGACAGCACCUGUCUGCUGCAUGAAUUAACUUUUUUAGCAGCCCAUCCCACUGUUGAUGCAUAUGAAUUUUGGGGCUCAUUGAAAUCAGAUCUUUUUUCAUAUGAAGUACUAUUAAGGCAGUGUCCCCUCCUCUCUAAUUGUGUACUUGACAUUUUUAGUUGACUCUUUGAAUAUAAACACAGAUACAUAUAUAUCUCUAUUAAAUGUCAUAUUCUUCUUUUUGAUCCAUUUGUUCUAGCUCAGUCAUUUCAAACAUUAUUUCUGUCAUUUGUCCCAUUAUAUAUCUCUCUUGGCAUUGUGUUAUUUGCAAACUUGGUAGAUAUGUCUUCUUUAUCUUUCAAGUUAUUGAUAAAAAAUAAUGUUGAAUACCCAAAGAUUGGAGAGAGAGGGGGAGCCAAAGCCAGCAAGCCCUAAAGUAUUCCAUUGGAGAACUCUUUUCCCAAUGACACAUGUUUAAAAUUCUUGGGGAAAGAUUAUUCUGUAAAUUAAAAAUAUUAUUAUCCAGUCCAUAUUUUAUAUCUUAUUAUCUUACAAGAUAUUUCAUAGAGGGCUUUUUUGAAAUCAAUAUGUAUUUUCUAACACAGUCCUCUGAUCUACCAGUGCAGUAAUUUUAUCUAAAUAGGAAGUGACAUCUAUUUGGUGUCUUAUUCUUGGUGAACCCACCUUGGUUCCUAAUAAUUGCUAAUCAAAAACCAUCUACUUUAUUUGUUCUCAAAGAUCUUCAGUGUCCAUAAUUGCAGACUGAAUUCAUUGUCUGGAUCUUAGUGACAAUUUUAUUCUUAGGUCGAUUUAAUCUGCUUCCAAAUGAAAAAGGUUGGGUGUGUAUUAAUGGAUGAGCUUGCUCAUAAUAAAGUACUCUACAAUGAUCUUUGAAGGGAAAUCAGUAUAUUUUGUCAUAUCUAUUUAUAAACUAGAACUAAUUUGAUGGUAAUGUUAGCAUACAUCCCUGACAUCUAGUAAUCAAGAAUGGGAUGAAUAAAAAAGAGAAGGAGGGAAACCAACAUACCUUUCAAAGAAUUCCAUCUUGAUUUCUUGUAGUGUUUCAAAAUUUUAUAGAAGCACAGUGGAAAUUGAGGAGUUCUGUAUUGAAGUUUCUCCUUGUUUAUAAAAGGUUGUUGGUAAGGUAGGUGGGGGUAGAGCCCCAAAUCUUAAGUACCUAAGGGUCCGAGUAGUUAAUGUAAAUGAAGAAGGUGACCCAAGUAUGAGAAGUAAGAGACGUCGGGACUAUGAUAGGCCCUAUCCAAAAGAUGCAGCCACAGCUCAGCCCUGGCCUUUUGUUGUUGUCCAGGCUGAGUGUUGCCAGGUCUUCUGAUUCUGUGAGACACUAGAAAUCAAGAUUUUUUUUUUUUUGAAAUCUGGAUUUUUAUGUGAAAUUUCCUGCUAUUCAAAUAAUGGCAAGUAAAUUUAAGUCUUUAAAAGUACUCUUCAGAACAAAACAUGUUUACAGACCACCAGGUUGCAACCUCAGUCUUAAGAUAUGGCCUAGAGUUGUGAAAUUGCAGGCAAAAAAAAGAAAAAAGAAAAACAUACACCUAAGGAAUGAAAAUGUCUUUUUUCCCCUUCCUACCAACCAAAUUCUACUCCCUUUUUCAUGAAGAAUCUGAAAAAGUUGUGGGGUGAUGGGGUCACCUCCUUUCUCUACUAUCUCUCAGGUUGUGGCAGCCUUUGGUGGUGGGUCACUCUUGGUUUGCCACGCCAGAGAUAUCUUAAUUUUAUAAAGCAGAAAAAGGAUUGAUUAAUUGGGUGAAAGUCAUUUAGGAAUUUUUCACUGUAAUUCACUAGGGAGGAGUCUCCCACUCAACAGUAAGCCUUAAGUCUUUGGUUUUAGAAGCUUGCCACGUCUCGUGUUUGACUUAGAACUGUAAAAGAGUAGUUUUAAAAUUUUUAUUUAAGCAAAAUGUUCAUUAAAUACCUGCAAAGAAAUUAAUAGGCAGAUAUUGGUACAUACAUCUUGGUCUCAAAUUUAGUGCCUUCUUUAGUGUGCUUGUAAUAAACAUGUUGGUUGUUGAAGCAAAUCACUUCCAGAGAUAGUACAUGUUUGAGACAAUGGUCUCCCUAUACCUCCCCUUGCCCCUGUGAUUUAUUCAUUUGAAUCCUUAAGUUCCUGCUUUAGAUAGGAUCUGCUGUGACCUGGGGCAGAAUCUGAAGAUGAAGAAGAUUUGGACCUGCCUUUAAAUACUAUGUUUUCAGUAACCUUAGUCCCUCAGGCUACAAAAGGAAGUGUAAUAACCUGAUCAUGAGAGGAUUUAAGCCUAAUUAUAUUUAGGCAGUUCCCACAGAUUCAUUUCUGAAAUUAACCGUUUUUUCCCUAGCUGUCUGUCUUUGACCAGUAAACAUUGCCUCCCCCUUUUUUGAGCUUAUUUACUGACACUACAUCUUUUAAGUAGAGAGUAGUAAUAAAGUUUUUUUCUUUUUAAUGUAAUUGAAUAUAUAUUUCAAGAUGUGAAAUCAGUGUUAUUAUGUAUCUGAUAUGGAACUUUAGUAAUUAUGAUCUCACCCUUGUGAUCUGGACAGAUUUAUGUUUUUCUUUAGAAUAAUUUAUGAAUAAUGAAUUAUUGGAAUUUAAAUACAUUUGGAAGAUGAUUAAUGUGGUCAGAAUGAUUUUAAUCUGUGGCAAUGCUUUCAUUUCAAAUAGUGUAAAUUAUGGUACUGGGAAAAUAUGCCUUCUGAUUUUAUUUUAAUUUUAAUUACCUUUUGAAUCUGAAAGUUAAAAUGAUUAUGUAAGAGUGAGCUGGAUUGUUGGUUUGAACUACCCAGGAUUUUAGUUAUCAAGUAUUUAUUAUUCCAACUUCAGAAGACUCCUACUUUGCAUGAGGAUGUUACUGUACUGCAAUGUGCUGUGGACUUUAAUUUGUCCUUUCCUUUAGGUGUUCAUUUUAAUUUGUAUGUCUGUGUCACUUAGUCAUUUUUUUUAACUUCUCUCAGUCCCUAUCCCAGCUAAUUUCUGUGUGUAAUCCUCCCACUUUUCCUAACCUAUAAUUUAAUCAGAAUUACUUUAUAAUUUCUUAUUUUGGUGUGAUUUUCUUUGGUACGUAUUUUGGUUUUAGGAUUUCUCUCAUCCCAUUUUAUUAUUUGUAUCGACCAUAUAAAUUAUUUGUUCUUAAGUUUAGUAGCAGCAUUUUACUUUAGCGACCAACUGCAUAGUUCACAUGAGUAUUUACAGUGACCCAGAGGUAUGAUGGACAGUCAUUAUUCUCAGUGAAUUCUUUAAUUUUUUUAAUGCAUUUUUUAAAUUGCAUGUAUGUGGCAUUUAUUUUAAGCCAUUUAUUAGUGACAUUUGCCCAUAUUGUUUUAAUAAUCACCUAAGUUGCUCCUUCAUGGACUUUAAAACUGUGUGACUUAAUAAGAACCCGUUUUUUGAAGAAAGAUUUUAUUGUCACACUGAAAUGAACUGCCUUUUCAUAGGUUUGCCUUAAGAAGAGGAUAAGUACCUAGAAAUCUUAAUGUAACACAGUCUUCUGGAAAUGUUAAGAGUUCUUAGAAUAUUAUGGUAAACUGUUGUAUCCAAAAAAGCCUGUCCUGUGUUUUAGUUUCAUAUGAAACUUCUCUGUUCCCUUGUAUCAAAGUCCUUACAAGGCUUUUCUUUUAAUUAGGAUACGUAGUCUUAUGUUUAAAAUUAUACAAGAGUUUAUAUUAUAGAUUCUCCUUAAGUAAGCUGCUGCUUGCUUAUACAUUUUAAAUUUUUGCCAUUUGUUAAGAGUAUUAAAGUUUGCCACAAGGUGGAGUUUACCUGCUCUGAUCUUUAAGUAUCAGUAGGUUACAUAUAAAUAUUAUAUGUUUCCCAUAUAUCUAGGAUCAUUUAUAAUUUUGGUUCUUCUAAUGCUUGGUGAAACAUUUCUUGACAUUGAUGCACACUUAAUGCCCUUUUCCAAAGUAUGUUACUAUUUAGGCAUGCUCAGUUAACAUGAUUUCAUAUGAUUUGUGUUGCAAUUUAUCUUUGUUGAAUACUAUAUUUUGACUUCUUAAUCUGUUUUGAGAACUAUCUUAUUAAGAGAUUUCAUGUCUGCUAGUUCAAUUAGAACUGUCAUUAUUAAAAUUAUUAUUAAAAAUAGUGGCAUCAUUAUUAGAAAUGAAUGUAUAAGAUACUUCACCAGGCAGAAACAAAACACCAAGAAAACUUUGAGAGGAAUAACAGCAGGGAGGCCCAGAAGACUUUAAAAAAGCAAGUGAAAUACUUAAAAACAGAACACUUAACUAUAGUUUUGGUGACCUCGGUAUAAUUUUCCACUUGAGCUAUGAAAUUUCAACGAGGAAAAAGCUGUGUGUGCUAUCUAUGAGCCCUAGUAACUACAUUACAUGCAUUACAGUUACAUAGGCAGUUGCAAAGUAUUAACUUAAAAAUUCAUACUUGAAAUACAUAUGUGGAUAGAAAGAACAUUCAUAUUCCUACAUUUGUGUACCUCUGAUUUGGGUUUGGUAAGAUGAGAAGAAUGCAAUCUAAGAAAUUCACAUUUAUUUCUGAAAAGUUGUACAGGACGGCUGGUAAAAGUGCCUGGGUGGAACUGCUCUUUCUGCUCUUGAGUCUGCUCCACUGAACUUUUCUUUCUUCCUCAUCAUAGCCUGCAACUGAUAUCUGGACCUUUCUGAAUGUUCCCCCCUCCUUAAAUUGUAAUUUUUGCAGAUAUUUAGGUCUCUGCAAUAUAGUUUUUAUACCCCAGACCUAAAGUCCUGGGACACGUUAUAAAAAACAAUAUUAAAAAUGCUCUAUUUGGGAAUAGCUAGAAUGGUUUAAUUCCAUUAAGCCCUUUAGAAUUUGAUUAUUUUGUUUUUGUUUUUGUUUUUUUUUUAUAAAUUUUUUUUUAAAUUUUCAUUUAUUUCUGAUAGUCACAGAGAGAGAGAGAGAGAGAGGCAGAGACACAGGCAGAGGGAGAAGCAGGCUCCAUGCACCGGGAGCCCGACGUGGGAUUCGAUCCCAGGUCUCCAGGAUCGUGCCCUGGGCCAAAGGCAGGCACCAAACCGCUGUGCCACCCAGGGAUCCCAGAAUUUGAUUAUUUUGUUUCUAAAUAUUGCAACUGAUACCAUUCCUCCUAUUAUUGCUCAAAUACAUUGAACCAAUAAAAAUUUUAACUCCUAUUUUUAUAUAUAUCAUAAAUUACAGAGUGAAUCAAAAGUAUCUUGUAUGCCUUCUUUAAGGCAUUCUGUGUAAAGGUACAUAGGAAUUAUGGUCACUCUGUUAUAUGCCUUGUGUGAUUGUUUACACAAACACUUCUUAAUUUAGGUCUUUAUUGCCUGAAGUUUGAAACCUUUCCUUCCCUCUGCCGUAUUAAGUAGCAGCAUAGCAGCCGACUGGCUGGCUGAAUUGGUAGAGCAUGUACCUAUUGAUCUCCAGGUUGUGAGUUCAAGCCCCACAUUGGGCAUUUAAAAAAAAAAAAAAAAGGUGCUUGUUAUCUGAUAGAUGUAUGGGCCCUUAGCACUUCUAAGCAGAAAACCAGCAUCUGAUAUGGAAGAAAUUUCCACCUAAGAGCUCAGAAGCUCUGCAAAGCUUCAGAUGAUUAAUUAAGGAAUAUAUUCCAGUAUUUAGGCAUUAUUUCUUAUGUUCUAAAACGAGAUACUGCUGAACUAAAUUAUUGUACGUAGAGAAGGAAAAUCUGAUUCUGGUAUAUCAAUAGAUUUUUUUAAAAAGAAUUUUUAUACACACAUGCACACACAUUUUUGACCUUUAAUACUCAUUUUUGAGAAGUCUUUUAAGGAAACUAUACUAAAUACAGAGAGAAAUUGUCUGUAGAAGGAUAUUUACCACUUAUAGUCACCAGUAAAUGGAGACAGUCACCUACAGAGGAAUGGGAUAUAAUAAGGCUGUUUAAAAUGAUGUUUCUGGGGGUGCCUGGGUGGCUCAGCCACUUAAGCAUCUGCCUUUGGUCCAGGUCAUAAUCCAGGGUCCUGGGAUCAAGCCCCACAUUGGGCUCCCUGCUCAGUGGGGAGUCUGCUUCUCCCACUGCCCCUCUACCUGCUUGUGCUUGCUCUCUCUCAAAUAAAUCUUUUAAUAAAAUAAAAUGAUGUUUCUGUAAUUUAUGAAAAAUCCUUACAUAAUAGUAAAUUUUUUAAGGAUAUAAAAUUAUAUAAAUUAUACAUAUUGUGUUUGCAGCUAUGAAAGAAACACAUAGAAAAAGUCUAAAAAAAAAAAAGUCUAAAAAGAAAUACCCAAAGUUUUAAUUAGUUGCCUUAGGUGAUGGGACUCUAGGUGAUUUUUCUUCUUCCCACUUUUAUUUUCCUUGUAUCUUAUAAUGAGCCUAUAUUACCUUUCUGACAGUAAAAAAUAAUAAUAAUAAUAAACUAAAAAAAUAUGCCAUAAGAUAAUUUAUUCUAAGAAGAUAUGUGAGUCAUUUUUUAAAGAAUUAUACUUUUGAAUUGCAGAGUUUCUUUUUGCUUGAGUUUAGAAAUGAACUAGAAAGCAGCUUUAUGAAAAGCUCUGAGCUUGAGACUUGAAAUGACAAACAUGACUCAGUUCUUAUAGUUAUGGAAUACAAUUAAGAUCGUCACGUUGUUCUCUAUUCAGGUGUUGUCAGUCAGCUAAGCAGUGAUAAAUGUGCCAUCCAUUUGCUUUCUCAUAUAGAGAGAGCCUGAUUAGUGCAGCUUUUAAAUGCACGUGCUAACGGUAUGAAAUAGGUCUCUAAGUCGCUUUCCGUGUCUACCAGUGUCUUAAAUAACCAUUAUAUCAUUGAUGGAGUCAUUGAAGUAUAUCUUAGGAGUUAAAGUUGCCUUAAGAUUUAAACUAGCUGUAUCUUGACUAUGUAUCUAUAUUGUUUCUCAUAUAUGAAUAUGAACUGCUGUUCUGCCUAUUGAAGGCUGUACUGUAGCUUGGGGAAAACCAUAAUCACUAUCUUGAAAUGUAAAGGUAAACUAAGCAAUAAAGUCAGAAUAUAUUCAUGAAUGGUAAUACUUUCUUAAAAUACAACAAAGGGAGCUGUGUGAAACUGAUUCCCAUACUUGAAAAAUAUUUAUGAGAAAUCAUUUUGACUGAUUUUAAUGUGAUGACAGCUAGUUUUAAUCCUAACCCCUUUCUUCCCUAAAUUAAAACAUAAAUGUAAAAAAAUCUUUUGAAAGUCCUUCACCAGUAAAGAUGCAUAAAAAUCAGAGAGACCAAAGCUGAAGCAAAAGCUCUAACGCCCUUAUAGCCUAUGUUCUCACUUUAAAUUCUAUGCAUCUUUAUUGAUUUGGAGUUCUAAACUUUGAAACUCUCAUCAUAGAUCUAUGAUAGUCCCUGAGUUUGGGGCAUUGGGCUCAAUUUUUUUAUAGAUAUAUGUUUGCAGUUAUUGGUAGUCUGCAAUUAGAAGCAUCAAUAAAUGUCAUAACUAAUAGUUGUUAGCUUCAUUUUUAAUGAAAACUUGUGGUCACCACAUACUGUGAGGUACUGCUUAGGUACUGGUUUCAAGGGCUUCAUUUAGUGUGUCAGAUCCACCAGGACUAGCCUCUAAGGGAUAUGUAGAGAAUGUCUAUAACAGCCGUAGGUUUUCUUGUCUGGUAUGGGAGUGUUUUUAAAAAGUACACAUAGAUUUUUUUUUUUUGAAGUUUGGCAGUUUGUUACAGAAUACAUUUAUUUUAAAUAUAGAAAGCAUGAGAUGCAUCAUAUUAGGGUGGCAACUCAAUUUAUGUGUGGGAUGUUUAAUUGAGAGAUGUUAUUUUCAGUCCCCUUCUUUUGUGAGCUCUGCUGUGAACUGCAAACUGUGUGCAUGUGUAUAAAAGGUUAAGAGCCCGGGUAGCUGAGUGGGGUGCCAUGCUGUUAGCAGACGAUGAAAGCAGUAUUACCCACCAGGUGCACGCCGUCAGCUCUGUAGAAGAUUCCAUCUUCAUGGAGUCAUCUCAUGGUCCAC
This is a messenger RNA of Nyctereutes procyonoides (raccoon dog), 10187 nucleotides long. RefSeq names its product ras homolog family member T1 (gene RHOT1). Gene Ontology annotation, biological process: mitochondrion organization; mitochondrion transport along microtubule; small GTPase-mediated signal transduction. Gene Ontology annotation, molecular function: GTP binding; GTPase activity; calcium ion binding. Bases 163 to 2082 code for a protein of 639 amino acids. The transcript has 20 exons. The record is from RefSeq and is a predicted model, not a curated record. Gene Ontology annotation, cellular component: mitochondrial outer membrane. Lineage: Eukaryota; Metazoa; Chordata; Mammalia; Carnivora; Canidae.